Molecule: messenger RNA, 1812 nt
Organism: Annulohypoxylon truncatum
Lineage: Eukaryota; Fungi; Ascomycota; Sordariomycetes; Xylariales; Hypoxylaceae
Exons: 3
Coding region: 295-1665 (456 amino acids)
Cellular component (GO): RNA polymerase II transcription regulator complex
Molecular function (GO): DNA-binding transcription activator activity, RNA polymerase II-specific; transcription cis-regulatory region binding
Source: RefSeq, a predicted model, not a curated record
UUGCUUUGAAAUAACGCAGUCAUGUAAAGUGGUUUGAGUUGACGAACUUUGAAUGAAAGUUGAUCUGCGCAUAUCCAAAAAGGAGAGCCGGAUUCCAAAUCGUCGAUCUCCACCUCCUGGAUGCGGAAGAGCCCCACGUUGCUUACAUCCUUUCGUCUCCGUCAUCUCUAGCCGCACCACCAAAGACGAAACCCUUCCUAGGUACCUAUCGCGUGCGUACCACUGCCUCGGAUACACCCAUACUCUGCGUCGUGGGGUUCGCGGACACCUGCUUGCUUUCGCCGUCACAGGAAAAUGGUCGAUUCGUCAUUGGAGGAUUCACACGAUAACGGGAGCGCCGAGAUACGUGGUAGCAGUACUAAAAGCGGUCGUUCGAGGCCGUCCUUUACCGAUUAUUGGAAACGCACUAAAGAGGCCGCGAGGUCUAUCACCUUUGUCCCGAGCGGCCCUGAGGCGCAAGCAGGGCCUAGCAAAGGUGACAGCAUCAACAACAACGACGGCAACAAUCAUGACGGGCAGGAGUCGGACCUGAGCAAGGCCAAGGCCCGCAGGGCGCAGGUCCGGAAGGCGCAGAUCCAGCACCGGGAGCGCAAGGCCAACUACACGAAGCAGCUGGAGAUGGACGUCGCCCGCCUGCGCGACCUGAUCGAGCAGACCGAGCGCGAGAGCACGGCCCUCAGGACCGAGAACGACGCUAUACGGCAUCGUUUGAGCUUUAGCUCGGCCUCGGUAUCGGCCUCCGCUCCGGGGCUGAGCCCGACUCUCGGCUUCCCGCUCUCGCAGCCGGAGUACACGGCUAGCCUGCUCUCCUCGUCCGGGUCCCUGAGCACCCCGCUCUACCAAGUCCACCGGAUUCCGACGCCGUCGUCGACGUCAUCGCGUAGUGUAGGCGGAGGAGAGUUCACUAAUACGAGCGGGAAUCCCGAAUUGAUUCUAGGGAUGACGAUGACGCAGGAGCAGGUCGAUCAUGCUAUCAACUUUAUCUUAGGGCUAGAGCAUAUCUGCUGGAACCACUUCCACCCCUCGUAUUACGACCACAGCGACUACGACCCAGAGGGCAAGGAAAACGGGCACAUGUUAAUGGCCAGCGCCCUCGCGCUCCGCAGCGCGCCGGCCGGGGCAUGGGAGCAGAUAAUCGCGGAGAAGGAGCGCCGACAACAAGCCAAUCCCGGCGCCGGCUCUUGCUCGGGCGGUGCUUGCGCCCCAGCACCCCCAACCUCAAGCAGCACCAUCGCCCCAAGCUACUCCGAUCCCAACACUAACCCCAACACCACCGACACCACACUAACAUCCUGGCCCAUCCCUCCUCCUCUUCCAAGCAACAACCCAAACUUCAACUUCAACACCGACGCCAACACCCACACUCACACCACCACCAGCGGCAACAACACCAGCGAACCCUCCCUAACCCUCGAAUCCCUGUACAGCCUAGCCUCGACGCUGAACCCGGCCGACGGCCCGGAGCUCGCGCCCGUGCAGGCCUGGUUCGAGAUCGCGCGGCUGUACGGCGCGGCCGCGGCGCUGGACGCGGCGCGCAUGGACCGCGUGCGCGCCGAGCUGGCCCCCGCCGUCGACUGCCUGCACUUCGGCGCCGUCAUGGCGCGGGACGCGUUCGAGGGGGUUGUGGAACGGGUGUUGGGGCCGGUGCCGGGGACGGCGUUUUGAUUGUUUUUUUUUUUUUUUUUUUUUUUUUCGGGGGAAGCGGGGGAUGGGUUGGUGUGUUGGGUUUGUUUGGAGGGAAAGGAUGGGAAUGGGGAAGGGGAAGGGGGGAGGGAUUGGGUACUGUGUGAUGGACAUAUUGCUAUCUCAUCU